Molecule: messenger RNA, 1326 nt
Organism: Corylus avellana
Lineage: Eukaryota; Viridiplantae; Streptophyta; Magnoliopsida; Fagales; Betulaceae
Gene: CXE17
Product: carboxyesterase 17
Molecular function (GO): hydrolase activity
Source: RefSeq, a predicted model, not a curated record
AUGAGAACUAAAAGAAUGGCUGCCAUUUCCUUCGAUCCAAGAUUUAACCUCCAAGUUGGCAAAAACAAUCACCAACAUGGAGGAGUCGUUGAAGAGAUUGAAGGUCUCAUUAGAGUUUACAUAGACGGACACGUCGAAAGGCCUCCAAUUGUCCCCAUUGUCCCCUGCACCUUGCCAUUAGAUCAUAGUGUUACAGCAAAAGAUGUUGUAAUCGAUAAGGGCACUGGCUUAUGGGGACGCAUUUAUUUUCCAAGCUGUCAUGGCAAGCUUCCAUUGCUUGUUUAUUUUCAUGGAGGUGGGUUUUGUGUUGGCUCUGCUGCUUGGAGCUGUUACAACGAGUUUUUGUCCAAACUUGCUGCCACAGCAAAUUGCUUGAUUAUCUCCGUAAAUUACCGUUUAGCCCCUGAGAACCGUCUCCCUGCUGCAUACGAGGAUGGUUUCAACACUUUAACGUGGGUGAAAGAGCAGGCUCUAAGUGGCUCUAGCGAGCACAAAUGGUGGGCGAAGCAUUGCAGUCUCUCCAGCGUGUAUCUAGCCGGUGACAGUGCUGGGGCCAACAUAGCUUACAAUGUUGCCGCGUGGCUUGGGACAAGUGGGCUGUUGUGUCUCAAAGGUACCAUCUUGAUGCAACCUUUCUUUGGAGGAGAGGCACGAACAUGGUCCGAAAAGCACACCGCUCAACCGCAUAAUUCAGCGCUAACCUUAUCGGCUUCCGACACAUAUUGGCGCUUAUCACUACCUCCAGGCGCGAACCGGGACCAUCCAUGGUGCAACCCUCUCACAAAUGGCGCAGCCAGGUUGCGUGAUUUAAGGCUUCCAACCACAAUGGUAUGCAUAUCAGAGAUGGAUAUAUUGAAGGAUCGAAACUUGGAAUUUUGCACCGCUUUGACUAGCGCGGGGAAGAGGGUGGAAACAACGAUUUACAAAGGCGUAGGGCAUGCAUUUCAAAUUCUCCAUAACUCUCAUCUCUCUCAACCUCGAACCCAUGAGAUGAUAUCUCAAAUCAAGGCUUUCAUCAAUGAAUAACUAUUAGAAACAAGAGGAAAAUUAAUCUUUCCUCUCUAGAAAAAAAUUUAAACUCCCUAUGGCAGCAAAACCUUUCCGAAUCUCAGCCAUCAACCUUCCUUCAUUUAUCUUUUAGUUUUCACAGCUUUUUUAGCAGCUAGUUUAAAGCUAAGAGUCUUUUGGGUGUGUCCGUUGCACUCCCAAUUUCUCACUAGUACUGUUGGUAGCUUUCUGACUUGCUCCUUCUAUCUUGAAGAUCCUUUAUGGGACUGCAUAAUAGAUUGUUGCAAUGGAUAAUGUAAUUUUUUAGUCUUUGCUUUG